AUGGCAGACAGCUCCGCCGAGGACAUCUUUGUGGACUCACCGGAAACUUUGCAUACGACAACUGACAGAACCGAUCACGGAUGUCAAACUGAGCUAACGGGAACAUCGGGGAACCUUCAUCAAGUGAGCAGUGACUCCACCGGCCGGAAGACCCAGUUUGCCCUGAACGACACCACCUCCACAUCAGAAAAGUCCAAAUGUUCGACAAUUGUGGGAUGGGACGGCGAUGAUGACCCAGAGAAACCUUUGAACUUCAACACAACGAAAAAAUGGGCGAUCACAAUCACACUUGCAUUGAUGACUAUCUGCGUCACUUUUGCCUCGUCAGUAUUUAGUACUGCAACUAUCGUCACGGCAAAGCAAUUCCACGUCUCACCAGAGGUUAUGGUAUUGGCGACCAGCCUCUUCGUGUUAGGAUUUGCGUUCGGACCUAUAAUCUUCGGACCCAUGUCGGAGUUGUAUGGGCGAAAGCGACCGAUGUUUUUGGGCCUCUUUGUUUUCGCCAUUUUCCAAAUCCCCGUUGCUGUCGCACAGAAUCUACAGACGAUUUUUGUUUGUCGGUUUUUGGGAGGGUUGUUUGCGAGUUCGCCGCUGGCUAUUGCUGCGGGAAUUCUAGCCGACUUGUUUGAGCCCGUUGAUCGUGGAAUAGCAGUGACAGUCUUUGCAGGGGCAACAUUCAUCGGUCCUGUCGCUGGUCCAAUCGUCGGCGGCUUCAUCACCAUGUCACAUCUAGGAUGGCGAUGGACAGAGUAUAUAACAGCAAUCAUGGCAUUCUUCUUUUCCUCACUCGGAUACCUUAUUAUCCCGGAGACAUUUGAAGCAACAUUAUUGACUUGGCGCGCACAAAAGCGCCGCAUUGAAACAAACAAUUGGGCUCUGCACGCCCAAGCAGAGCAAAUGGUCAUCAAUCCCAAAGACAUUGCAACGAGAUACCUUUCGCGACCAUUUAUCAUGUUGGCACUUGAGCCGAUUUUGACUCUCAUCACUCUCUACAUGGGUUUUAUCUAUGCAUUUCUGUAUCUUUGUUUCGAGGCAUAUCCCAUCGCAUUCCAGAGACUACGUGGAUGGAACAACGGUGUCGGCGCUCUCCCAUUUCUUGGCCUACUGGGUGGUGUGUUGGUCGGCUGUGCAAUUACCAUUUGGUUUUCUCUGACACGAUUCAAACAUAUUAUGGAGCACAUGGGACAUGUUGAACCUGAAGAGCGUUUACUUCCCAUGAUGGUCGGCGGCAUUCUCCUCCCCACGGGCAUGUUCUGGUUUGCAUGGACAUCUAACCCAGGGAUUCUUUGGGUCCCGGAGGUCUUGUCCGGGAUAUUUCUUGGGUCUGGAGUGUUAUUGAUAUUUAUCCAGGUGAUUUCUCCCAAUGGUGUGCCCUUGGUAGAAAAGCACUGA
Penicillium verhagenii is the source of this 1392-nucleotide messenger RNA. Its product is annotated as MFS transporter. Bases 1 to 1392 code for a protein of 463 amino acids. Lineage: Eukaryota; Fungi; Ascomycota; Eurotiomycetes; Eurotiales; Aspergillaceae. Gene Ontology annotation, molecular function: transmembrane transporter activity. Gene Ontology annotation, biological process: transmembrane transport. The transcript has 4 exons. The record is from RefSeq and is a predicted model, not a curated record.